Coturnix japonica (Japanese quail) is the source of this 8714-nucleotide messenger RNA. It is a transcript of the gene TAOK1, whose product is annotated as TAO kinase 1. Lineage: Eukaryota; Metazoa; Chordata; Aves; Galliformes; Phasianidae. Gene Ontology annotation, molecular function: protein serine/threonine kinase activity; ATP binding. The record is from RefSeq and is a predicted model, not a curated record. Gene Ontology annotation, biological process: protein phosphorylation; regulation of cytoskeleton organization. Gene Ontology annotation, cellular component: cytoplasm.
GGCGCGGGGCGGCCCACGGAUCCUCCGCUCCGCCGCGGCUCGGAGCACGGCCGGCUCCGCCCGCCCUCACACACCGCGGCGCGGCCUGGCGGCGGGGCCCGGCAGCGGGAGGCGGCGGCGGCGGUGCCGGAGGCGGCUCGGCCUGCCCUGCCAUCUUAGGAGCCGUGCCACAACGCCUUUGUGCCCGCCGCGAACGGGCACCCGGGGGGGGCCGGGCCCGACGCCCCUCCGGGGGCGCCUCCCCCCGCGGGGCCGCCGCCCCUUUGCCCCGCUCCUCCUCCUCCUCUCCUCCUCCUCCUCCUCCUCCGCGGGGGGCCGAGCGGCGCUCCCAGCCCGGCUGCGGCGGAGGUAAUCCAUGCUGAAGAGGCUCCAUUCAUACAGAUGAACCAAGGGUUGAGGCAGCACUUUAUACCCAGAUAGUCGGUCGGCUCACUGCCCAGCAGGAUGCCAUCAACCAGCAGAGCGGGCAGCCUGAAGGACCCCGAAAUCGCAGAGCUCUUCUUCAAAGAAGAUCCAGAAAAGCUCUUCACAGAUCUCCGAGAGAUUGGCCAUGGAAGCUUUGGAGCAGUUUAUUUUGCACGUGAUGUGCGCACCAACGAAGUGGUGGCCAUCAAGAAGAUGUCAUACAGCGGGAAGCAGUCCAAUGAGAAAUGGCAGGAUAUUAUUAAGGAAGUCAAGUUCCUCCAAAGAAUAAAACACCCUAACAGUAUAGAAUACAAAGGCUGCUAUUUGCGGGAGCAUACGGCAUGGCUUGUUAUGGAAUAUUGUUUAGGAUCAGCAUCAGACUUACUAGAAGUUCAUAAAAAGCCAUUGCAAGAAGUGGAAAUAGCAGCAAUUACCCAUGGUGCUCUCCAGGGAUUAGCGUACUUACAUUCUCACAAUAUGAUCCAUAGAGAUAUCAAGGCAGGAAACAUCCUGCUGACAGAGCCAGGACAGGUGAAACUUGCUGACUUUGGAUCUGCUUCCAUAGCAUCUCCUGCCAACUCAUUUGUGGGGACGCCAUAUUGGAUGGCCCCAGAAGUGAUUUUAGCCAUGGAUGAAGGGCAGUAUGACGGCAAAGUAGAUGUUUGGUCUCUUGGAAUUACCUGUAUUGAGUUAGCGGAAAGGAAGCCUCCUUUGUUUAAUAUGAACGCAAUGAGUGCCUUAUAUCACAUAGCGCAGAAUGAAUCCCCUACACUACAGUCUAAUGAAUGGUCUGACUAUUUCCGAAACUUCGUAGAUUCUUGCCUCCAGAAGAUUCCUCAAGACAGGCCUACAUCAGAGGAGCUUCUCAAGCACAUGUUUGUUCUUCGGGAGCGGCCUGAAACAGUGUUAAUAGACUUGAUUCAGAGAACAAAGGAUGCAGUGAGAGAACUGGACAACCUGCAGUACCGUAAAAUGAAGAAGCUCCUCUUCCAGGAGGCACAUAAUGGCCCCGCAGUUGAAACACAGGAGGAGGAAGAGGAACAAGAUCAUGGUGUCGGCAGGACAGGAACAGUGAACAGUGUCGGAAGUAAUCAGUCCAUUCCUAGCAUGUCUAUCAGUGCCAGUAGCCAAAGCAGUAGUGUUAACAGUCUUCCAGAUGCCUCGGAUGAUAAGAGCGAGCUGGAUAUGAUGGAAGGGGACCAUACGGUGAUGUCAAAUAGUUCUGUCAUUCACUUAAAGCCGGAGGAAGAAAACUACAGAGAGGAAUCGGAUCCUCGAACGAGGGCAUCAGAACCCCAGUCUCCUCCCCAAGUCUCCCGCCACAAGUCUCAUUAUCGCAAUCGAGAGCACUUUGCUACUAUACGCACAGCGUCGCUGGUGACAAGGCAAAUGCAAGAGCAUGAACAAGACUCUGAACUGCGAGAGCAAAUGUCUGGCUAUAAACGUAUGAGGCGGCAACACCAGAAGCAGCUGAUGGCAUUAGAGAAUAAACUGAAGGCAGAGAUGGACGAGCAUCGCCUCAGGUUGGACAAAGAUCUUGAAACUCAGCGUAACAAUUUUGCUGCAGAAAUGGAAAAGCUAAUUAAAAAGCACCAAGCAGCCAUGGAAAAAGAGGCUAAAGUGAUGGCCAAUGAAGAAAAGAAAUUUCAACAGCAUAUUCAGGCCCAACAGAAAAAAGAACUGAACAGUUUCCUGGAGUCUCAAAAGAGAGAAUACAAACUCCGUAAGGAGCAGCUGAAAGAGGAGCUGAAUGAAAACCAGAGCACUCCAAAGAAGGAGAAGCAGGAGUGGCUCUCCAAGCAGAAGGAGAACAUCCAGCAUUUCCAGGCAGAGGAAGAGGCCAACUUGCUGAGGCGUCAGCGGCAGUACCUGGAGCUGGAGUGUCGCCGCUUCAAGAGGCGGAUGCUGCUGGGCCGCCACAACCUGGAGCAGGACCUGGUUCGGGAGGAGUUAAACAAAAGGCAGACCCAGAAGGACCUGGAGCACGCCAUGCUGCUGCGUCAGCACGAGUCCAUGCAGGAGCUGGAGUUCCGCCAUCUCAGCACCAUCCAGAAGAUGCGCUGUGAGCUGAUCCGGCUCCAGCACCAGACCGAGCUCACCAACCAGCUGGAGUACAACAAGCGCCGGGAGCGGGAGCUGAGGCGUAAGCACGUCAUGGAGGUGCGGCAGCAGCCCAAGAGCCUGAAGUCAAAAGAACUACAGAUAAAGAAGCAGUUUCAGGAUACAUGCAAGAUCCAAACCAGACAGUACAAAGCACUGAGAAACCAUCUGCUGGAGACCACGCCAAAGAGUGAACAUAAAGCUGUCCUCAAACGGCUCAAGGAGGAGCAGACCCGGAAGCUGGCUAUCCUGGCUGAGCAGUACGAUCACAGCAUUAAUGAAAUGCUCUCUACACAAGCUCUGCGUUUGGAUGAAGCACAGGAAGCAGAGUGCCAGGUUUUGAAGAUGCAGCUGCAGCAAGAAUUGGAGCUGCUGAAUGCAUAUCAGAGUAAAAUCAAGAUGCAGGCAGAAGCCCAGCAUGACCGGGAGCUGCGUGAUCUUGAACAGAGGGUAUCCCUCCGUCGGGCCCUCCUUGAGCAGAAGAUUGAGGAGGAGAUGCUGGCGUUGCAGAACGAGCGUACCGAACGGAUACGAAGCCUGCUGGAGCGUCAAGCUCGCGAGAUCGAAGCCUUUGACUCAGAAAGCAUGAGGCUAGGCUUUAGUAAUAUGGUUCUUUCUAAUCUCUCCCCCGAGGCGUUCAGCCACAGCUACCCGGGAGCUUCUGGCUGGUCCCACAAUCCUACUGGGGGUGCAGGACCUCACUGGGGUCAUCCCAUGGGUGGCCCACCGCAAGCUUGGGGCCAUCCAAUGCAAGGUGGACCCCAGCCAUGGGGUCACCCCUCGGGGCCCAUGCAGGGGGUACCUCGAGGUAGUGCGAUAGGGGUCCGCAACAGCCCCCAGGCUCUGAGGCGGACAGCUUCUGGGGGACGGACGGAACAGGGCAUGAGCAGGAGCACAAGUGUUACUUCACAAAUAUCCAAUGGUUCACACAUGUCUUAUACAUAACUUAAACAAUAACUGAGGGUGGCAAUUCCACUGGAGCUGUCUGCCAACAGAAACUGCCUACAGACACCAGCCCAGCAGCCUCCUCAGUGCGGUGCUGACGUGUGGAAGCUGGGUGCACAUGGAAUAUUGUAUUCAUUUUGUAAAGCAUUACGUUUUGUGUUUACUAACUGGGAUGUCAUAGUAUUUGGCUGCAGGGUUUGUGGGGGGGUGGGGGGGGCGGGGUGGUUUUUUGUUGUCGGUUUAUUUUUUUGUUGUUGUUGUUUUGUUUGUUUGUUGGUUUUUGUUUUACUUUUUGGAGGGGUCUCGGGAGGGAGUCUGAGAAAUAUAUGCAAUUAGUCAGAAGAGUUGGCUGGUGGUCGUAACACUGACAGGGACAGAAAGGGCCUCAGGCUGCCCGCGUCACACCAUCCGUAGGAAGUCUGAGGGAGAACAGAGACCUCCUCCCAUGUCCAUAAAUUUCCAACUACCACCCUGCAAAAACCAGGCAAGCUGCCUUUUAAACCAACAUCCAGGGGAGGAACAGCUGGAUCUUCUGUUCCGUUUUUAUUUGUCAUUAACGUGGAAACAUUUCUAGGGUAUUGCCUCCGCCAGGAGGCAUCUUCAAAGACUUGUAGGUGAGGAAGAAGGGUCAGAAGAGAGGCCAGGAGACACCGGGGCUCAGCAGGGCCCUUCUACCCAAGUGCCGGCUCCGUGUUGUGUCAGAAGUGAAGCUCUCUCAGAAGGCACUGGUCAGCUUCCCGAGAACUCUGUAGGUAAACCUGCUGGGAGGGAACGGGCUAGAAAUGUUAGAAGUUGUAUUCCUGCUUUAGCACUCCCUGACUGUGCUGCUGGUAGCUCAGGCAAGGUUGGGCAGAGGAGUGUAAGUAAUGCACUUGUACAGCUAAUACUGUGACAUCUCAUCUUAGCUAAGCAUCAGAAUAAUUCUUGGAGCCCAGCGUAGUCCUUUUUGCUCCAUUCAGAAAUGUUAGAAUUUCAGCCAAUCAGUCUCAAAUGCCAGAGGUGUUUUGAAGGAUGCCAUAGUCACAAAAUGCCAUUGAUCGGGUUUUUUCAUUGUUAUACUACAUCCACCAAUUUAUUACCUUUUUGGCUUGUUGCAGUUUCCUGUUUACAUGUAGAGUGUAGCCAACUGUUGAAAUGUUUAGUUGCCACAGUGUACCAGGAGGAGCUGAGCCAAUGACUCUUCCCAGCUGAUGACUAACCCACAUCACCACUGUAGAUCUUGCUGCAUGUGAGGCUCCUUUUUAUUCUUUUUGUUGCUGCAAUACUUUACAACUCUUAAAGUCCCUUGAGAUGCUGUGAUCGUUUGGCAGCAUAUCACGCCAUGCAAGAAGGCACUACUUCCAGAGGCUCGUUGGAGCUGCUGUACUACUGAAAGGAAGCAAAGGAGGCCGUGGAAUCAAUACGGUGAUAAAAGGUCAGGGAGACUAAUGAAGCGAGAGGCUUUGUGGCAUAGUGUUGUCCCUUAGUGCUGGGAACUGGAGAUGCUGCCGUGCUCGUGUCAGUGCCCAAGCAGGCUGGGGCAGCCAGCACUGUGGGGGUUAGGAGGAGUGCAGGUUUGGCUCGAGUCAAAGCUUUCUGUCCUGGGGACUGACUAGCCAGGGUUCUUUGUAAAUGUUUUUCCUUGCACACUAAUCAUCUUGAAGAAAACACUAGCUGCUAACUCUAGGAUUUGCCUUUACUAUGUUGAUAGGGCUCAAAAGCAAGGUUUUCCGAAUGUGUUUGUCCACGUGACAUAUUUAUAUAGUAAAUACUCUAGUGUCUCGCUGCUGUUCAGUACUCUCAACAGGGCGACGUUCUUUCGUUAGCUAAACUAACGUCUACUCCCAACCCCGAACACUCCACCCGUGUCCAAUGAAUCCCACGGGGCUCCUUAGCAUCUUGACGUAGCAUAUCACUCAGAUGGGAGACCCGAACUACCGACAGCUGUUUGCAGCCCCUUGGUGAGGAGCCUUGUAGUCCAAACAGUUUGCAGGAGUGGUCCCAAGGAAGCAACCGCGUCCUCUGUGGACAGUGGUGGCUAUGAAUUGUCCCAUCCCUUCCUCUGCUCUGGUUUCACGCGGAAUUGGAUGUUUUGGGGUCACUUUUUUUUUGCAUUGCAAUAUUGAUACGAAUGCAGCAAAACAGGGUUUAGGUUUUAAAAAGAAAGGAGAAGGAAAACAAACAAAAACAAACCAAAAAAGAAUGGGAAGGCCAAACCCCCCUCAAACUGUAUUGGCAUUGACCAUGUGAGUGUGCGGUGUGUGUCCAGAGCACGGUGCUAACACGAGGGCGUGAAGCUCAGCUCCUCUAUUGCCAGCAGCAGUGGGACAGGCUGUGCCCACAGGUUCCUUCUUUUGCUUCUGUUAUGGUUUGAAUUUGGUCGAGUCUCUGGCUUCAAUUGAGCUACUUCCACAGGAUCCUCUCAACCCAUCUCUUUGUGUAAUGUGGAGCAUGACUGAAUGCUGAAUCCAAAUGAUGGCUUAUCCCCUAUUGGCUUUUUUUGUUUGUUUGUUUUAUUUUGUUUUGGUUUGGUUUUUUUUUGUUUUUUUGUUUUUUUUUUUUUUUUUUUGUAUUAAAAAAAAAAAAAGAAUUGUGUAGUAACCAUUUUUACAUGUAUAUCAUGUGCAGACCUGGACUUAUUCCAACAAGUUAAUAUUUUAAUUAAAAUAGUUUGCAAAAACUGAUUCAGAUCAACUGGUCUAAAUGUGUGUGUCCCUGUGUGUGCCUGGGGGAAGGAGGCUGCCCUAUGAAAGGCUGAGCUGUUGGGAAAGCAGCGCUGUGCAGCAUGGCUGGAGGGACUCAGGUUGUGUCCUGGAGGUGUGUGAGGUGCAUGAACUGCUCAGAAAUCCGCUAGAGAGACGCAAACAAUUUCUGAAUCAGUUUGCAAACUCUUGUUUUUUCAACUUGAGAUCUGUGAUUCCAGAUGGCGCUCGUUGCAGCCGUGCCCUAACCUUGGCUUAAGGAAUAACUAACCGUACGUUGUAGGAACUGCUCCGGUACCUCAGCAAAGAUGUUCUGUUGCAUCUUUUGUGCUUGUGUUUAACGCUGGGGGAGCUCUGCUGGGUGGGCUGACUGCUUUGUCUCCAGUCAGCAGCUGGACACCUGGGAUGGUAUUUGCUGGUGGUUUUCUUUUCCCCUUUGCAAAGACCUGAAGUUCUGAUGUAGUUUAGCUCAGAGAUGGAAAACAAAACAGAAACGCAAGCAGAGGAGCCAGCGUUUUCACCUCUUCAUCCAAUCUGAUUGUUGUUUUGUUGUUUAAUUAAGAUCAGUUCAAGGCUCCCUGGGAGGCAGCAGCCAUCUUUCCCAUCCCUAUCGUGUGCUCCGUGCUUCUUCCUGGUGUGCAGUGCUGAAAUGGCACAGCUCCAUUUUGCCUGCACCCCAUCCUCCCAGCCAGCCCAUGGGCUUCAGAGGUGUUGAAGAGAUCCGUGUGGUACGAUACCAGGCUUCCCACAGAUGUUCCUUGCAGCCACCUCUUGCCUGGCUCGGGGACAGGCUGGCACUGCUCUGCUCCCCAUCAGCCCCCAUGCUUCAGAAGAGCGUGCACUGCACGUGAGCUGUAGCCUGCACAGCGUGCACCGCCGUAGGUCCUGGAAUGAUGCUGUUAUGGUCCCCAGGGAAAGGGCCUGUUGUACUGCCAGCUGCCCUGCCCCGCUCACCCUCUUCAUGUGCCAUUUCUUGAGAGGCAAUAAAUUGUAUUGUACCACUGUUGACCAUUACUCCGUUCAAUACGCACAUCUCUGGAUAUAUAUAUAUAUGGUAUCUCCUUUGUAUAUAUUUCUAUACUCUCUGUGUGUGGGUGUGCACGCACCCAAGUCCCUCUGUGCAGUUCUGCCAGGGCACUUCAGUUCUGCUGUUCUGUAGCAUUCUCUGCUUGUGGGCCCUGCGGGGCUCAUCAAGGACAAGGGCAUGAUGUGUGCAGGGGCUGGGCGCAGCCAGGAGCCCUUCCUUAACAGAGCCCUGUUCAUCAUUGCUUUCUUUUUGCAGGGAGCAGGAGGGCAGGAUAGCAGCUAGCAGCGUGCUGGAAAGCUCCCAGAGGGUGCCGGCAAGUCGGAAGGCUGCAGUAGAAGAAAACAAGGUGGUGUAGUGGUAGGGAAGCACAGAGCUGCUGAGGGGUGGUGAGCAGCAGGUGGGCGUGUGGGCUCAGCUCAGUCCCGUGGGCUCAGCUCGGUCCUAGCAGCAUCACUGUGGGCUCCAACCUUUGGUGCUCCCAUUGCUGCAGUUUGUGGCUAGAGCAGGUUUUUGUGGAGGGUGGCAAGAGAGGUGAUGUUGGAUGAUUUAUUAUAUGUGUGAGUAGACACUUGACAUACGUAUAGAUACAGUUUUGGUGCAUUCCUUAUUCUGCUUAGGCACGUGUGCUUUGUUACUCAAGUCCCGUGAGCAGAGGAUGGUUCUCCCCUGGGUGCCAUGCUGGACGGAUGGCUGCCCUCAAGCUGUGAAGCCCUCUUGUUCUGACCUCCUCCUUGAUCCUCUGAGACCCCGGUAUCUUAGCAAGACAUUGGGCAGAUGGGGUUAAAAAUGGUUCAAAAUGGUUCAUUGGUGCAUCGGGUCGCAGCUGUUCAUCCUGCUAUGCGUCCCCCACAGCCCCAAGGCCUGGCCAGCUUAGCAGAGUGCCAAACACGGGUCUUCAUUGUGCUGCUGGAGAGUUCUGAGUUGAUUUUCCCCUCUCCUUGUUGGAAGGUUUCUUGCAGGGCUUUAGGAGAGGUCUGGGUCGGGUUGUGCCAUCCAUGCCCAUGGGCUGCACACGCAGGGUUGCUCUGCUGUGGUUGUGUCAGUUUGCACUUUUACAAGGCCGUCGUGCCGGGGUCUGUUGAGAGAUGUGUGUGUGGUGGGGAGCUGACGACGGCCAAAAGGAAAAGCCAGUGGUUGUGGCGAAUGUCACCCUGCAAGGUGGCCCCAAUCCCAUUGCGCGAUGGGGAGGAAGGCCUUGUCAGCCGGAGAGGGACUUAGCAAAGCAGAUUGGCGGCCAACAAGCACCUUAACCACUGAGCUGCGGGCUCUGACCAUUGCACUUCACCUGCAGGCUCCUGGGGGGGAGGCGGGGGGCAGCCCUUUGCUAUGGGACCAUUGGGCUGCUCCUCCGUGGUGCCCUCGGGGUGCUGCAUCCCAGCACGGCCUGUCCCUCCCUGCUUGCUUAUCCCACUGAGCCCGGCCCCGCUCCCCACCCCUGAGUACGGGUACCUCAGAACAUGCACAGUUUGAACUUUCACUGACAAUUAGUUGAAUGAUUGUGAGUGGAAAAAAAGAAAAAAAAAAAACAAAAAACCAAGACUUUGUAAUUAUCUGUA